AUUAAAAAAAAGUUAUAUAUUCUGAAUCGGGAGGAUGGAGAAAAGUAAACUGCUUUUUUUGUUAUUGAAAUAAUUUCUCCCCCCCCCAACUUUCAAUCUUCAAUAUCUCUUAAUUAAUAUUCUUAGAUGUAAAGUCCCCUGUUUUUACGGGACCUACGAGGGUCCGACUAACGUUUAUGUUUAUAAAUCGAUCUGUGGACACCGUUGUUUGAAAUGGCUUGUAUUGAGCGAUAGCUCUGGUUCCCAUGGACACAGUAGUAUAUGUAUAUAUAUAUAUAUAUAUAUGUGUGUGUGUGACGUAGGCUGUGAAACCUGACACCACUUGAAGCUGGGACCGCCCUCCUACCAUUUCAUUCGCUCUUCCGAAUGUCCGUCAACUCCUGGCUGAACCCUAGGUCACACCCUAGGUCACAGCCACUGACAAAACACAUGCGUGCAAUUCUUACAUCGUAUCUAACAGGAGAGAGUGGGUUCAGCACUGUAGCACAUUCAGAGAUCAAUUUAUAGCCAUUAAUCUAAAGUAACGAAUAGAUUUAAAAAAUAAUAAUAAUAAAAAAACAAAAACACUUUCUGUUCAUCAUAGACGGACACAAUUAAUAUGAGAGGAAAGGCGAGUUCCUAACGAGCUCAGGAAGCCAAGCUCUGUGAGACUCUUCAAAGUGAUGGGGGGGGCAGACGUUUUGAUCAAGAGAGACCUUUUUCAAAAUAUGCAAAUGUUCUCUAAAACUACACGUACAAAUAUGUAUUUUACAGUUAUAAGGAAGGUGACGUCCUUAUAGUUAGUUGUUUUAUCAUUUCAUUAAACUAUAAUUAGAAAGCAUAUUCAAGCCUUAUUCAUACAGUUUAAUUGAAUAGGAAAUACAUCAUAUCAAUUGUUUAAAAUGUUCAUAUUUUUUUAUAAUAUUUAUACUGUGUACUUGAGCUUGUGUCCUCAGAAGUAACUAUACCUCAGCAAUUUAUAGCUAUUUUUAUUUAUUUUUUACCAGAAAGAUGAUAUUUUAACCUUUUUUGGAGUAUGCAGCGUUACUAGUUAUUGUUUAUGGUCCUCAUGAUAAACAAUUACUUUUGGCGAUUGUGUAGAUUACAAUUUUGAUGACAUUUUAACCGGUUUAAACAAAGCGUGCCAUGACUAUGAAAAUGAUCUAUUCUGGAUCUUGGCAGGAUGGAAAACAAACCACUGCUUUCUUGUUCAAAUGUUUAUUUGUUUUCUUCUUUCGGUUUUCAAAUCUUUAACAGCCCUUAUUAAACAAAAGUGUACCAUCACCAUAAAUUAUAUAUUCUGGAGGAAAAAAAUACACACACAAUUUUCUUUUCUUCUUCUCCCUCUUCCCACUGAUUCAGAAUAUAUAGUUUUCAGAGUCAUGGAAGGCUGUGUUUUUAAAAGCUGCUGAAGUAUGAAAACUGGAAGAGAAUAUGGGACGAUAUUAUGUUCACAUAUGGAACCAUGCUCAUAGUACAUCAUUUGCAGGAAUUAUGGAUAUUUUGAUAUGUUUUCUGUAGCUAUUUGAAUUGUCAAAUGAAUGCCCCAAUAACAAUACCUAUUUGUGUACAGCGUUAUUGUAUAGCUUAAUAAAUUCUUAACCAUGAGCAUGGUUCUGCAGUCCCACCGUUUUCCUUUGCCUACCUAACCAUAUAACUAGCUAAUGUUGUGUUUUUUUUUUUUUUCCUUUCUAAAGUCAAGCUCGUCUUCACUGCUCUUCAUCCAUCGUUUGUCAGACUUGCCAAUGCCAUGCUCUUCACAUGUUUGAUCUAAUGGUUCUGGCGUUUAUUCUCAUUCAACAUUUUAGAUGCUUAACGGUCACAUAUAAUAAAAGGAUUUGUAAGAAACAAGGAAAUACACACGUAGGAGCGAUCAAGCAUGGACCGUAUAAUGAAGGAGCAUGGUAUCAAGUUUCAGAGUGUCAGAGCUACAAGUGUUACUGGGCUUCGCUGGGCGAAACAAGAGUGGUCCCAAGCAUGAGCUCCUUCUGAGGGUCUUGCACCUCCUGAAGAACGCCUCCUGCAGUCCAGCCGUCCAGAUCAAAAUCAAGGAACUUUAUCGACGCCGCUAUCCCAGGACGAUAGACACUUGUCUUACCGACUUGGCUGCAAUUAAGUCUGCGUUCUCCACGGCAGCGGAAGGCGGCGGCGGCGGUGUUACCGUGGUAACCUCUGACGUCAGUGACCUGUCCCCUGACGGCGCCGGUGUCUCCCGGGACUCUGACCUGGCGUCCGAUUCGCUGCUCCUCUCUGGUGAUUCGCUGCUGCUCUCUGGUGAUUCUCUUCUGGUCCUCUCUGGUGAUUCGCUGCUGCUCCACGAGGAGACCAAUAAGGAGCUGAGGAUGAACCUCCAGCAGCCCGCCCCUCUCAUCCCUCCGGUCCAUCCAGACGUCCAAAUGAAGUCUCUGCCGUUCUACGACGUGUUAGACAUCCUGGUCAAACCCUCCAGCCUGGGUCAGUGUCUCUCUGGAGCAAGCACUGUUCAGAGAUACCACCAAGAGAAAUACUUCAUCUUCGCCUUGACGCCUCAACAAGUCAGGGAGGUGUGCAUUUCAAGGGAUUUCCUACCAGGUGGCAGGAGAGACUACAUGGUUCAGAUACAACUGAGGUUCUGUCUGUCAGAAACAAGUUGUCCCCAAGAAGACAACUACCCCAACAGUCUCUGCAUUAAAGUUAAUGGGAAGCUGUUCCCCUUGCCGGGUUAUGCCCCGCCCCCUAAAAAUGGAGUGGAACAGAAGAGACCGGGAAGACCUCUAAAUAUCACCUCAUUGGUCAGAUUGUCCUCUGCCGUACCCAAUCAGAUCUCUGUAACGUGGGCAGCCGAAAUCGGAAAGACGUACUCCAUGUCGGUGUACCUGGUGAGACAGCUCACCUCACCUCUACUGCUGCAGAGGCUCAGGAUGAAGGGCAUUAGAAACCCAGACCACUCCAGAGCGCUGAUAAAAGAGAAGCUGACAGCAGACCCUGAUAGUGAGAUUGCCACAACCAGCCUGAGGGUGUCACUCAUGUGCCCUCUUGGUAAAAUGCGUCUGACUGUGCCCUGUCGAGCUGUCACCUGUUCCCACCUGCAGUGUUUCGACGCAGCCCUCUACCUGCAGAUGAAUGAGAAGAAACCCACAUGGGUCUGUCCUGUCUGUGACAAGAAGGCCCCCUACGAGAGCCUGAUCAUCGACGGGUUGUUCAUGGAGAUUCUGAACGACUGCUCUGAUGUGGAUGAGAUCAAGUUCCAGGAGGACGGGACCUGGUGCCCCAUGAGACCAAAGAAAGAGGCCCUCAGUGUGUCCUCAACCUGUAUCCCAAAAAUAGAACCGCGUCUAUGUGCCGUGGUCCCCUCCCACAGCGAGCUCAGCUCAACCAAUAAGAAGGCAGACGUGAUCGACCUGACCCUGGAGAGCUCGUCAUCAUCGUCGGAGGAGGAAGAGGAGCCUGAUCCGCCACUGAAGAAGAGAUGCCUCUACAUGUCCAAGACAGAGGAGGUGCACACCAAGGGAGUGUUGACGUAUCAGCCAUCGACGGUGCGCCUCCCAAAUGUACAGGCCCUGGACACGCCAUACCUGAUGUCUUCACUCGCAGACUAUACAGUCCCAUUCCACCACUCCACCCUGUCCACCAUCCCUACAGACAUGCAGAGUCUGGAUCUGUUCUCGCUGAUCCAAGGUGACCCGCAGCAUUACAGAGCUCCCAUGUUCCUGGAUAACCUGACCAGCAGCCUGCAGGGCGCCACCACCAGCGCCGGCCUGGUGUCCUCUUCUAGCCAAUACGAGCCCAGCUCCCAUCACACCACCACCUCUUCAUCCUCCCAUGAGACUGGGGUUAUCACUGGAGGAGGAGGGUCCAACAUCAUCUCAGACAUCAUCUCAUUGGACUGAUCUUCUGGUUCCCUGAGAGCUCAUUGGACUGAUCUUCUGGUUCCCUGAGAGCUCAUUGGACUGAUCUUCUGGUUCCCUGAGAGCUCAUUGGACUGAUCUUCUGGUUCCCUGAGAGCUCAUUGGACUGAUCUUCUGGUUCCCUGAGAGCUCAUUGGACUGAUCUUCUGGUUCCCUGAGAGCUCAUUGGACUGAUCUUCUGGUUCCCUGAGAGCUCAUUGGACUGAUCUUCUGGUUCCCUGAGAGCUCAUUGGACUGAUCUUCUGGUUCCCUGAGAGCUCAUUGGACUGAUCUUCUGGUCCCUGAAAAGCUCAUUGGACUGAUCUUCUGGUUCCCUGAGAGCUCAUUGGACUGAUCUUCUGGUCCCUGAAAAGCUCAUUGGACUGAUCUUCUGGUUCCCUGAGAGCUCAUUGGACUGAUCUUCUGGUUCCCUGAGAGCUCAUUGGACUGAUCUUCUGGUUCCCUGAGAGCUCAUUGGACUGAUCUUCUGGUCCCUGAGAGCUCAUUGGACUGAUCUUCUGGUCCCUGAGAGCUCAUUGGACUAAGCCUCCUAUUAGACACAAGCCUGAAAAUGUGCUUGUAUGAAAUGACGUUUACAGUUUGGAUCCCAAAAUGUGGUGAUUUAAAAACGAAUGAAGAAAGUUGUGGAAGACAUUUUUAAACGAUAGAUUUUAAACGUGUUCAUGCUUUUUCUCCGACGACGGGGGUUUCAGAACUGUUCCAUGAAGGACUCCGGUAGUAUACACAUGACCUUCCUCGAGGUAAGGUGGCUAUCAAGGAGAGGAGGAAACUCUUCCGUUCACCUACAAACAAAUUUACAUCUCCUUGACCACUCAUCGGUUUCCGGAUCACAGAGGAGAGAGGACGGAUUCCCCCCUCCCCCAAAAAAUAGUCAAAAGCCUAUUUUGACUGAGUUGGCCCCCCCACCCCCCACACACAUUCUGACCUGUGGAAGAGAAGGGGAUUUUACCCAGUCUGUUCUUCACAUGAUGUGGAAGUUUUUUAUUUUUAUUGGAUGAGUAGACAUGGAAGCAUUCCGCAGGAAGUGGAACAAUGCGGGGGGGGGGGGGGGUUCCCCUUCAGUCACAGCAAUAAUACAGAAUCUUACAGAUCGACUGACUCAGUACACGGUUGAGAGUGUAUCUAAAACAUGGCUCCAUUAGAAAUUAGAUAUUUGGGGGGAGGGGGGGGGGAGAUCCAUGAAUUGGAGGUACCAUUUUGUUUUUUUGUACAAAUGAUAAAAAAUGAUACAAACUAGAGCGUUGAGUGUUUACAAAAUGCCAUAUUUCUCAGCAUUUUGGAAAUCUGUUUUGUAUUUGAGUUUGACCUUGUUGUGUAUGUACCGUCUAAUUCUUUUCGCCGUCUUGGCCGCCUUUUGUUCUGUGUGUAAAAUUGUAUACGAGUUAAUGUCCUCAAAUGGUUUCCGUCCCACGAGUCCCAACUUUUGAACAUUUUAAGUUUGUUGGUUUUGAAGGUUAAGUAGGAUAUUUUAACACCAUUACAUAGCUACAUGUUCACAGAACCAAAUGUAAUGCGAAGUUGUCAAUUGAGCCUUUGUUGAACGUUGCAAAAAGCAAUCAGGGCCUGAAAUAGUGUAUUUUAUUUAAUGUACAAAACUCUAUAGAUAAAUUAGCUAAGGCAAUUAGUGCUGCUGUUUUUAAAGUGUAGAAUGAUUAUGUUGGCCCACAACCUUGUAUGAGUUGUUUAGGGAAAGGGGACCUACCCACUAAAACGUUAGGAUUUCAUUAGAUUAAGUUAGGUUAAUGUUUUAAAAUGGAACCCAAAGUAUUUUCCAAACUUAAAUUUAAGGGAAUAGAUAUUUAAUAUUUUAUUGUAGUUAAAGGAUGCUCCUCUUGUUUCUCUAUGGGUAAAAGAUGCUCUUGUUUCUCUAUGGGUAAAAGAUGCUCUUGUUUCUCUAUGGGUAAAAGAUGCUCUUGUUUCUCUAUGGGUAAAAGAUGCUCUUGUUUCUCUAUGGGUAAAAGAUGCUCUUGUUUCUCUAUGGGUAAAAGAUGCUCUUGUUUCUCUAUGGGUAAAAGAUGCUCUUGUUUCUCUAUGGGUAAAAGAUGCUCUUGUUUCUCUAUGGGUAAAAGAUGCUCUUGUUUCUCUAUGGAUAAAAGAUGCUCUUGUUUCUCUAUGGGUAAAAGAUGCUCUUGUUUCGCUAUGGGUAAAGGAUGCUCCUCUUGUUUCGCUAUGGGUAAAGGAUGCUCCUCUUGUUUCGCUAUGGGUAAAGGAUGCUCCUCUUGUUUCUCUAUGGGUAAAGGAUGCUCCUCUUGUUUCGCUAUGGGUAAAGGAUGCUCCUCUUGUUUCGCUAUGGGUAUAGGAUGCUCCUCUUGUUUCUCUAUGGGUAAAGGAUGCUCCUCUUGUUUCUCUAUGGGUAUAGGAUGCUCCUCUUGUUUCUCUAUGGGUAAAGGAUGCUCCUCUUGUUUCGCUAUGGGUAAAGGAUGCUCCUCUUGUUUCGCUAUGGGUAAAGGAUGCUCCUCUUGUUUCGCUAUGGGUAUAGGAUGCUCCUCUUGUUUUGCUAUGGGUAUAGGAUGCUCCUCUUGUUUUGCUAUGGGUAUAGGAUGCUCCUCUUGUUUCGCUAUGGGUAUAGGAUGCUCCUCUUGUUUCGCUAUGGGUAAAGGAUGCUCCUCUUGUUUCGCUGUGGGUAAAAUAUGCUCUUAUUUCGCUAUGCCAUCGUGAUGCAAACAGACAAACAACAAGGUGCUCAUUUUUUAUUUGCUGUCAGAAUCUCAGACUUAAAACAAUAAAGCGGCAUCUUUUUUAAUACCUGUAUUAGUCAACUUUCCCCCCUCAUACCUUUUUUUAGUUAUAAUACAGUGCAUUGUUGUUAUUAUUGUGGUUUGGUUAUGAUUUUAUUUUUUUACAUUUCCACAUUAGGGUGCUAUGAUCAUUAAAUUGCACUAGGAAGCAGCAGUCCAAUCACAGUUGAUCACAGUUUAUCCAGGAAGUUGUCCAGGGCAGGGAUGCCUUCUUUGAGGCCUUUGCGUUUGCGGGUGUCUGCCACUACUUGCCAUGGCCGACUGGUCUCGUCGAAGGGGUCCCCGGGCAGGAUCUGCCAGUGGUCGAACACACACUGGGGGAAGGCCUGGCCACCUGUGUUGGACCUCAGGUCCGCUGUGAAACCUAACGACAUCGGGAAAUAAAAAUACAUAUUCAUGAACAA
Salmo salar (Atlantic salmon) is the source of this 7008-nucleotide messenger RNA. The record is from RefSeq and is a predicted model, not a curated record. Lineage: Eukaryota; Metazoa; Chordata; Actinopteri; Salmoniformes; Salmonidae.